UCAAAAUGUCAAAGUCAAAAUUUACUUCACGCACGUCGAAAACAUUUAAGGGAUGAGGAGUUCGCACAAAAAAGCAUAAAACAACAAAAUCGGUAACAUACAACUUGAGAAAUGUCGACAAGUGAGAAAGAAUUCUUUGGUCCAUUGACUUUGCACCAAAAGGCGGAAAAACCAACCAUAUUUAAAAGCGACGAUCCCGUAGAAUGUGCGUGUGUGUUGUGCGAUGAAAAAUUUGUUUUACCAGCCUCCGAGAAGCAGUUACUAACACAUUUGUUCAUGAAACACCGUUUAGUGAUUGCUGAUGUGAAUCAAAUAGCUGAUUUGAGUGCAUACUUGCGGUAUUGGAGGCUUAGAUUUAAAGAUGAGAACCUUCCUUUCUUCUGUACCACAAUGUUGUUGGACAAGAAGCCGGAUGGAACGAAAUCAAAAGAUGAAAAAUACUAUCUAUUAAGUGAUGUACUACCAGAAGACAAAGAAUUACGGACAAAUCUACAUCAAACCAAGUUGGAGAAAUUGCUUGAAAGACAUCAAUUUGAAAGGGAAGACAAGAGUUACGUUCGAGAAUGCUUAUUCUGCAGAAGCGUUUCUACAACAACAAGGGCCAGUUAUUUAAACCAUUUGUUUGAGAAACACAAUUUUCAUAUUGCAAAACCGGAAAACUUGAUUUUUAUUGAUGAAUUAAUCAAUACUCUGGCUUCAAAGUUGGACACACUUCAUUGCAUUUUCUGUGAAGGGCAUUUCAAAGACCGUCUAAUACUAAAAGAGCAUAUGCGCAAGAAAGGCCAUAAACGAAUAAAUCCUGACAACAAGGAAUACGAUAAAUAUUUUCUAGUCAAUUACGUUGGAGAUAAACAUAAACCGAAUAAUGUUAAGUCAUAUAAUAAAUAUAAAGUUCCCGUACAGAAAUCUGAUUAUGAACACGAUUCAAAUGAAGACAGCGAUCCGGAGUGGUCAAAAUGGACAGAAGAAAAUGGUCCGUUAAUAACCUGUCUCCUAUGUGAUCAUUCAGAAAUGGAAUAUGAAAAUAUGUUGGACCACAUGGAAAGGCAGCAUGAAUUUUCUUUCGUAAAAGCAACAAUAGGCUUAAACUUCUAUCAUAAAGUCAAAAUCGUUAAUUACAUACGCCGUCAAAUACAUUUAAAGCAAUGUUUGUCUUGUGAAACAAAGUUUGAUGAUUCGAAAAAUUUGGAGAAACAUAUAAAAGAGAAGAAACACUGGGUUUUGAGUAAAGAAAAAUGGGACCAGCCGGAAUAUUAUUUUCCAACAUAUGAAGAUGAUUUAUUUUUGUGUUUUAUUCAUGAUGAUGAUGAAAGUUGGUGGUCCGGUGAUGAGCAUGAAGUUGAAAGGAGGAAUAGUAUGUCAGAUAGCAUAUCAAAGGAAAUGGCCAUGGCCGUUCUCGAUGACUAAAUAUAAAAAUCAUGGUGAUGAACUCUGUAAACUUGCACAGAUAAAGAACCAUAAGUUCUAAAGGAAAGUUGUGAUCUAUGUUCAACAAUGACCUUAGAAUGUAAUAUUUCUACCAUUUAACUGAUUUGUUAAUUUAAGAACACUCUGUGUAGUUGGCUUAACAUAAGGAUGAGAUUGUAUCAUGAAAUGUUUUUGAACUUUGGCUUUUAAGAUUGGGGCCAUAUAAUUAUUUUUGGCUGGCAAGGUUGUUACAAGAAGGCAAGAUCAAUAUAAUUAUAGCAAAAACUGUA
Manduca sexta (tobacco hornworm) is the source of this 1697-nucleotide messenger RNA. RefSeq names its product zinc finger protein 277. The coding region runs from base 112 to 1407 and encodes 431 amino acids. The transcript has 2 exons. The record is from RefSeq and is a predicted model, not a curated record. NCBI's taxonomy places the organism in Eukaryota, Metazoa, Arthropoda, Insecta, Lepidoptera, Sphingidae.